AUAAUGUCUAACAGACGACGUCAUCCUUCCACCACCAGACGUGUUUACCCACGGCUGGAGGUGCGAAGUCGAAACCGAGUCCGCCCGUCUCGAGACGCGCAUCUGUGGCCACGCGAGUCGCGACUUGCACGCGACCUGCCUUGCAAAAAAUUAAAAAUCCGGAAUCUGAAGAGGAAACAAGCCGUAGAAGUUGUUGAAUGGGGCGUUGUCUCUAGAUGAAAAAUGGCAGCUAGCGUGCAGUGUUUCUACUGUCGUGAGGACCUCGGCAACAGGAGGUUUGUGCGUAAGGAGGGCCGGCCAGUGUGCGUGCGCUGCCACACCAAGUUCUGCGCCAACAGCUGCGCCGAGUGCCACCGACCCAUCUCCGUGGAAUCCAAGGAGCUGAGCCACAAGGGCCGCUACUGGCACGAGGACUGCUUCCGAUGCGCCAAGUGCUACAAACCGCUGGCUAAGGAGCCGUUCACCACCAAGGAUGAGCGCAUCCUAUGUGGCAAGUGCUGCUCCAGAGAAGAGGCACCACGCUGCCACGCUUGCUAUAAACCCAUACUUGCUGGCACAGAGAGCGUGGAGUACAAAGGCAAUUCGUUCCAUGAUGAGUGCUUCAUCUGCUGCCAUUGCAAGCGACCGAUGGCGUCGCAGAGUUUCAUCGCCAAAGGAAGCGACGUCUUCUGCAGCCCCUGCUACGACGACAAGUUUGCGAAGAUCUGCGUCUCCUGCAAAAAGCCAAUAAUGUCCGGAGGGGUCAACUACCAGGAGCAGCCUUGGCACGGUCACUGUUUCGUGUGUAGCUCCUGCUCCAAACCUCUGGCUGGGUCCAGCUUCACCACCCACCAUGACCAGGUCUUCUGCGUGGACUGCUACAAGAGCACCGUCGCCAAGAAAUGCAGCGGCUGCCAUAUGGCCAUCACAGGUUUCGGAAAAGGGGUGAACGUGGUGAGCUACGACGGAGGGUCCUGGCAUGAACACUGCUUCAACUGCAAGCAGUGCUCCCUCAGUCUGGCCAACAAGCCCUUUGUGGCUAAGGGUCGCGACAUCCUGUGCUCCGACUGUGGCGGCAAGUAGUUAACAAAAACCUCUCGAUCCCACAGAACUGCCCCUAUCAUUGAGCUGUGCUUAAACAAUGGCCUUAAAUAUAUCUUUAUUUCAAUCACUUCCCUUUUAUGUACUAACCACGUUUUAAAGUGUGCUGCUCUCCUAAUAUUUACUUGACGAAUAGAUUCGUCGUUGGCAAUAAACGGUUGGAUUCCAGUUUACGAGUAAAGACGGCCACAGCAGUGACUGAUUUAAAUGUACAAUUUGGAAAAACAACAUGAAAACUUUCUGUCUUGACCACAUAUUCCUUUGAUACCCCAGAAAGAAUCUACCAUAUUUCCCCAAAUAAAAGCUCCCCUCAAAUAGACACCAUUUCCCACCAGUAAAAGUAGACCCGUAUGCUUUAUGUAUUUAUAUAGAAUAUGUAUUUAUACAGGCAAGAUGUGACAUGAUCCAAGACCACUUGUUUGUCUUCAUGAUGGUGCAUGCUAAUUCCUAGUUGCCUUUCAUUCCUUCAGUAUUUGCAUGAAGCGCAAAGCAAGCUUCUAUUGUUAUUGUUAUGAAAUUAAGGUUUUUAUACUGCAGCUGGUUCUCAUGUAUUUGUAACGUGAACUGUUAUACUUGCAAUCUUGAAAAAAAUAAAUACAAUUUAUACAUUCCUAAAAA
Messenger RNA from Syngnathoides biaculeatus (alligator pipefish), 1698 nucleotides. Its product is annotated as four and a half LIM domains protein 1-like. Lineage: Eukaryota; Metazoa; Chordata; Actinopteri; Syngnathiformes; Syngnathidae. Gene Ontology annotation, biological process: muscle organ development. The transcript has 7 exons. Gene Ontology annotation, molecular function: transmembrane transporter binding. Bases 223 to 1062 code for a protein of 279 amino acids. The record is from RefSeq and is a predicted model, not a curated record.